CUGAAAUGAUCAAUCUGUACCUUUCGGCCCAGGGGCAGCAGCUCAAGAAAUUUUGCAGGAUUAGUUUUCGGUCCAGGGACAGCAGCCCAAUACCAGAGAACCGGCCCAUCAAUUUUUGGCGGGAACACUGUAGAAAUCCUCCUCACACCAUUGUAUAUAUAGAGAUUAAAAAAUACGGGCAAGAUGCAAAGCACAACUAUAGUUAAAUGAAAUAUGGAUCUGGCCCAAUUAAGAAUUUUAUUUAAAAGAAUCCACCGAACCAAGAGUUGUAAUAACGAUUUCAAUUGGAAUGAAUUCCUACCUAAAUAAUUUAACUGUAGGGCAAGAUGCAAAGCACAACUAUAGUUAAAUAAAAUAUGGAUCUUGGCCCGCUAGGGUAUUCUUCAAAUAGAAACCCCAAGUCAAUAGGUUCCGUACCUGAGGGUAGUUGACUUGUUAGAAAUAGUGGGAGAGUAUUUAAUAAAGACCUAUUAGAUACUUAAUUCAUGAUAAUAGCUAUCUUCGCAAAACUCUGUAGAUGGCAAACAACAACACAAACAACCUCGCCCUGCGUUCCAUUCUGAAUAAAGAUAAAUUGAACAGAACAAACUUUGUUGACUGGCAACGCAAUCUCUGCAUUGUUCUCCGCAUGGAUGAGAAAGAGUAUGUGCUCGAAAAGCCCAUUCCUCCUGCCCCACCUGCUAACGCCCCGAAAGCGGUCAAAGAUGCCUACGAGAAACACGUUAAGGAUGACAACCAGGUUAGCUGUGUCAUGCUGGCUACCAUGAUAUACGAGCUGCAAAACAGCACGAGGACAUGAAGGCCCACGAGAUGAUCGUGGCCUUGCGGCAGCUAUACCAGGGGCAAUCCAGGCAUGAACGUUUUCUCGUGAGUAAGGCUCUCUUUAGUUGCAAGCUCUCUUCAGGGAACCCGGUUGGUCCGCACGUUCUCAAAAUGAUUGGUUACAUAACCAAUCUGGAGAAACUCGGGUUCUCCUUGCAGAAGGAGCUGGCAACGGACCUGAUCCUGCAGUCUCUCCCUGA
Messenger RNA from Cuscuta campestris, 1022 nucleotides. The record is from the annotation of a GenBank genome assembly. NCBI's taxonomy places the organism in Eukaryota, Viridiplantae, Streptophyta, Magnoliopsida, Solanales, Convolvulaceae.